GUGGUGGCGUCGCGCAAGUCUUCCGCCGCAGAGCCAGCUGCAGAAGAUGCAGUCGAGAAGGCCAAGGCGGGCAUCUCGGCACCUCCACUUUCGAGACCGUCGCGUGAGGAAGCGCCCAGGCCUGAUAGCACCUCGCGCGCCGAUGCUGAUGCGGCUCCCAAAGAGGAUUCAGAGCAGCCCUCAAAGCCGUCAGAAGUGCCUGCCGCAUCACAGACUUCGAGCCCGCCUGACGUCUCGGGCCUGGACAUGGAGGAUGCGCUGAAGGUGCUCCUCAGUUCCGUGAACCGGGCCUCACAGGAGCUAGCACUUCUUACUCAAGAUGAGCCCGGCAAGAAGGUCACCCGCGACGCUUCGGCACCCUAUGGCCAAGGCCGAGGAAACGAGGCAUCCUCGGGGAGCCAGCCUUCGGCAAGCGCCGGCGGGACUGCAGCGGCACCCGUGUUCACGGACGGGUCGUCGAUCAGUUCGGAGAGCCGCUCAGGCGACCCGGCUUCCAGCGCAGGUGCAGCGAGCAUUCCGCUGGAAACAGAAGUUCACGCCGGAGGGCCCGGCGAGGCAGAGCCGCUUGAAACAGGUGAGGCGGCAUCCAGCGCGGAUGCAGGAAGCCUGCCGGAAGCAGAUCGUGUCGGACAUCUGCCAGAUCCAUCGGUUGGUCUGGCAGGAGUCAACUGGAGUGCCGUGGAUCUGAAUACCGGCUUGGAAGACAGCGGCAUGUUGAAACAGAUCAGCUUCAUGAGUAACGAGGAGAAAUCCGGGCUGUCUCUGAGCUCGCACUCUCCAGGCAGCCAGGCGGCAGGUGUUGCCGAGACUUACCAGGAGGGCUCUGAAAGCAGUGCGGUCAACUCGGAGGAGGAUCUCCCUGUGUUUGGUUCGCUUCCAGCUGCACGUCCACCGGCAGAGGAGCCUUUGCCGUCCUUUGGUCCUCGGAGCGCCCGGCCUUGGAGUCCGGGACGCGCCUACUCAGGCAGUCGGAUGCAGCUGGACGAGGAUUCAGAUGGCUCCCUGGCUCCGGACAGCGACGGCUUCCUCGACUUAGACCUCAUCUGA
This is a messenger RNA of Symbiodinium sp. CCMP2456, 1047 nucleotides long. The record is from the annotation of a GenBank genome assembly. Lineage: Eukaryota; Dinophyceae; Suessiales; Symbiodiniaceae.